This is a messenger RNA of Esox lucius (northern pike), 854 nucleotides long. It is a transcript of the gene fam180a, whose product is annotated as family with sequence similarity 180 member A. The record is from RefSeq and is marked provisional. NCBI's taxonomy places the organism in Eukaryota, Metazoa, Chordata, Actinopteri, Esociformes, Esocidae.
GGGCUGCAGUGUCAGUGGAUGUCUGCAGGGACACGGGCCAUCAAGAUGCGACGAUGGAGUCUACUCGUCACUGUUUUCUACUGCCACCUCUGUCUUGCUGCUGCUCAGCACCGGAGGAAAGCCCUGUACCCAUCAGCAUUUAGGGUGAAGCGUGGAACGCAUUCAUUGGUCAACCCCACCUUUCAGAACACUGUGGAAGACGUUAACCUGCUCUUUGAGAUCCUACUUGCAGGCCUGCAGAUCGAGGGCGAAGACAUGCCCUUCCUGAUACCAGACCCAGAACUGGCGUCCCUGAGGAGAGUCCAAAAGCUGGAGGUCAUCUGUGAGGAUAUCCUGCCCAAGAAACUCUCUGAAAUCAGACGUCUGACAUCACAUCUUUCCCAGCGUAGAGGUUCCCUUAGUAGGGAGGACUUUGAGCGCACAGUGCUUACUAUGGUAUAUACAGCCCAGAGUCUGUCUCAUACCAUCUCCGACACCCAGAGGGAGCUGUGGGGAGACACCCUGGUGCAGCUGUUCAGGGCGAUAAAAGAGGAUCUGGCACCCCCAUUAAGAGCUGCUCAGAACAACUAGUGAUAUAUUGUUUUACAAACAGUACUUAAGAAUUCAUGUUAUUUUGUCCUGUAAGUCAGUUUGUGAGAGUGCAAAUUCAAUUUUUUUAUUGAGUUGUAAUUUAAUAUCAAAACAGACUUUUCUGAUAAUGCAAUAUUGUUGGUUAUGAUCAAACUAUGAUAUUAUCCUAUUCAAAGCCCAUUGAAGGGAGAAGGAGAAAAACAUCUGUGAAUGAUAUACUUUUAACCUCCCAUCCUUCUGAUUCUGGCUUGUCACGUCACUCAGGACUACGUACAGUAUGUAAA